AACAAAAAAACAAAAGAAAACAAAAUGAACACUCUACCAGCGAAUAGAACAUUAAACACAUUCAAUAAUGAUAAUGCAAGACGUUCAAGUAUAUCUGCAAUGCGUUAUGCAGCAAGAUCAACAUCGUUAUACUUUCCAAAUACAGAUACAGAUGAAGAAAGUCGUAGUCAACUGUUGACAAGUGAAAGUGUUGCAGAGACACGUCGAGCUGAAACAAUGAAUCGAUUGAAUCGUAUUGGUACUGGUGAAGGAUCAAGAAAUCUCACCAAUCCAUUAUUUGAUAGUAUGGGUAGUUUAGAUCAACCAUGGUCACGUGGUUAUGGUCAGACGUUGGUGUUAUCACCGCCUAAAAUUAGUCUACCAGUUCAACAGCAACAACAACAACAGCACCAAGGACAAUCUCAACAAUCCCAUCAACAACACCAACAGAGUCAACAGAUGAAUGAACAUGAAACUGCUAGUACUAUUCAAGAUAUACAACACACGAUAAGACUGCCAGUUCAUCGAAGUCCAAAUAUUCUACAUGGUGGUUAUUGUGCUCUUCCACCAUCUACACAUUAUGCAUCUUCAGUGAGGGAUGCUUAUGGUGGAAAUGGGAGUACUAGCGGCGCUGGCGGUGGUGUCGGUGCUGGGGGUAGAAACAGUAGGAGAAAAUUAAAAAAGACAAUGUGUUCACCGUGUUUCGGUGGAGGAAGUGAACAGGUGGAGUCUACUGCAAACCUAUAUUCAUCGACUGAUGAAUUGGAUUCAACUGAUGAUGACCUGAAUAAAUCGGAUAGAGCGAGUCAUCAUUAUCGUCAGCAUCAAUUGAAUAAUAGUAGUCGUAAACAACAUGAACAACAACAACAGCCAUAUAUCAUAUGCUUAGCUAUUGUUUUUGCUCUACUGGACAUUCUCUUAUUGAUUGGAUUAACUCUGCUGAUAUUCUUUUUCAAUUGUUCUGCUGAUGGCUGGCUGUACACAGAUCCUAGAAUCAGAUCAAUUUGUGUAACUUUAUGGGCAGAUUGGAUACCUUUAUAUCAAAGAAAAUUUCAAUGUCCAGAUCUUCCACCUGGUUAUACAGACAGUUUAAAUAGUGAAAGUUUCAACAGUGGUGUUGGUGGUGUUGGCGGCAGCAGCGGUUCAGGCGGCGUUGACUCAAACACUGAUCUUAAACCUCUGUUGGAACGUAUUAAUAUAAUGAAUAGACAACCGGCUGCAUCAUCCUAUCCAAGCCUAACUUCGCCUAAUCCAUUAUCCCUACUGUCACGAUAUCAAACGGAACGGACUGCUGAGAUGAAUCGAGUUAAUCCUGAUUAUUGGGAUGGAGAUUUGGGGCUAAUGCUUCCACCGAGGUUAAUCAUCCCGUCAGCUGAACAACAUUUAUACGGACCAAGUGACACUGUUCAACUGCAUGGUCGUAAUUAUCCAACUGAUAAAGAGUUUAAUCAAAGAUUGCGAAAUGAUCCAUGGUUACAGUUAUCACAGUCGCAGACUGAUAUUUAUCGUCAUAUAACUGUUAGUUCAAUAGUUACUGGAUCGAUAAUCAUACCUUUAAUAGUGAUUUGUUUUGCUGAAAUCAGUUUCUACUUUUUCAACUGUUGUCAAAUCUGUCUGUCGAGAAGUACAAUGAGACCAUGGAGAGCUAUGAAAUUUUUUGGUCAACUUUAUCGCUUACUUAUGACAUACAUAUUUGGUCUCCUGGUAACAAUGCUGCUAGUUUGGCUGAUCAAAGUUUCAAUUGGACGUCUUCGUCCGGAUUUCAUUCAAAUCUGUCGUCCAUCGGCUAAUGUCUGUCCAAAAUGGUAUGGAUUAAUUCAAAAAACACGUCAAUCUGCCGAUGAACGUGGUGGCAUUGAAUCAGAUCCAAGACUGCUAGAUAUAAUUGUUGCUCAAUUGGCUAAACAAGGAAAAUAUUUAGUCACAGUGGCUACAACACCUUCACCGGAAUCGACUAAUGGUCAAAUACCUGAUGGGCUGUUAACUAAUGCUGAUUGUAUGGAGAAUAAUAUUUUGAAGCUUAAAGAAGCCAGGACAUCAUUUCCUUCACUGGGAGCAUCCGUUUCAAUGUAUGCUAUCAUUUUCGUCACAGUUUAUGUGACUGCAUUGAUGAAAAAUUUCCGUGAUGCAUGUUUGUGUAUCCCAUUUCUAUCAUUGCUUGGUGUCAGUUUAGUCGCUCUCCUCCUUGGUAUUAAUAGAGUAGUGUACAGAAACAACUGGUUUGAAGAUGUUCUAGCCGGUUGGAUUAUUGGCAUUUGUGUUGCUGUAUAUGUGUGUUUCAAAGCGUUAUACAAUCGAGAUAAAGUCAGUGAUUUAACCAAUCACGAUUUAUAUCGUCGUCUACAUCGAAUUCAAAGCUUAAUUCAAACACACAAUGAUUAUAAACAAUCUGAGAUGAAAAUGAUGAAAUACUUGUGA
Messenger RNA from Trichobilharzia szidati, 2397 nucleotides. Lineage: Eukaryota; Metazoa; Platyhelminthes; Trematoda; Strigeidida; Schistosomatidae. The record is from the annotation of a GenBank genome assembly.